This is a messenger RNA of Dujonia railenensis, 1581 nucleotides long. NCBI's taxonomy places the organism in Eukaryota, Fungi, Ascomycota, Pichiomycetes, Serinales, Debaryomycetaceae. The record is from the annotation of a GenBank genome assembly.
AUGGACGACUUGAUUGCAAACUUUCUUGCGUUCACAUCUACGGAAGAUGAAAACACCGCAAAACAGUACCUUGAGAUGACGGGGAACGAUCUCGAGUACGCGGUUACUCUCUACAUGGAAUCAGUCCCGCCACCAGCAGCAGAGACGCACACCAGCAACCAUGAAGAUGAUGAGCAGAUAGCACAGAGGCUUCAGAAUGAAGCUUACGGCGAACAGACUCAGGUGAGAGCGGCUGACACAAACAUUCACAGACAUGAGACUUUGGUCGACUCCUUCCCCCCUCAGUAUGGUGGUGAAGGUUUGGGAUCAAUGCACAGUUCCUUCAACAAUGCUGCCGCUAUGUUUGGCGCUGGAAGAGUUGGAAUAUUCAACCAACGAUUUGAUGACGAGGAGAAUGAAUACCACCAGCACAGAUUUGAGGAGCAAGAUGAUGAGGACUACAAUGACGAUGUAGAUUACGAAGAUGAAAUUGAAGACGACGAUUUUGUUGAGAUCCAAGAUCUCGAUAAUGACAACGACAACGACAACGACAACGACCAAGAUGAAGAUAUAAUGAUUGUAGGAAGCAAUGACGAAGAUGUCACGAACGGUAGGCGUCCUAUAGGACGUAGAAGAGUCAACAGGGACUCCAGAAUGUCCGAUCUUUCGUUUACUCAACAGAGGUUGGCCAAUUUGUUUAGACCACCUUUCGAUAUCAUGUCCAAGAUUAACUUAGACACAGCCAAGAGUGAAGGAAGAUUAGCCAAGAAGUGGAUUCUUAUUAACAUUCAAGAUGCAAGGGAAUUCCAGUGCCAGGUUCUCAAUCGUGAUUUUUGGUCGCUGACGCGGAUCAAGCUGAAGGUGAAGGAUAACUUCAUCUUCUUGCAGUAUCAACAUGAUCUGGCAAAUGGAUUAAACUAUACAAAUUUCUAUUCCACAGGCCAGCUUCCACAUAUAGCCAUCUUAGACCCAUUGACUGGUGAAAGGGUACGCACUUGGGAAGAUGGAGUUGUGCCACAGGUAGAGAGUUGGUGCAGCGAUGUAGACGAAUUUCUAACUGAGUUUUCACUUGCUCCAGGCUCUCAGAACCCUGUCGUUAAGCACGAAGUUAAAUUUGACCCCGAUGCAUUGACCGAAGAGCAGCAAAUAGAAUUCGCAUUGAAGCAAUCGAUAUUGGAUAAACAGGAACAAGGCACAGCUAACGACCCCAUUGACCUUGAUCCCUCCUCAGAACCUGAAUCAGCACCUAAAGUCCUUGAACAGCCAGAAGAAACAGACCCCUUCAAACGUAUUCUGGCUGCAGAGCAUAAAGAACCUGAAGGUCCUCCAACUGCAACAACCAGAGUGCAGAUCAGAUUUCCUAAUGGUAAGAGAGUCAUACACAAGUUUGAUACAGAAAAUGAUACAGUUCUUCAAUUAUACCAAUGGUUAAAAUAUUUAUUAGAAUCCUCCCCUGGCAAUGAGUAUGGAUUAGCUGCCGGUGAUCACUUCAGUCUUUCUACGCCACUGAAUAAGUCCGGAAAGCCUUUAAUUGAAUUAUUAGAUAAUUCCAUCGUAGAGGCAGGCUUGAAGAAUGCUAGUGUAUUGCUAGAGAAGGAAUAA